GUUCCGGCGUGCCCGCUGCCGCACGUGUCGCAUCACGGCAGACCGCGUGGCAGCCAACCAGCAUUCCCUCCUGCGGCCCGCCGUCGCCCUCCCCCUCUCCGUCGGCGGCGAAAAUCCCCGCUUCCGUUCCGUCGCCACCCUCCUCUCCCCCUCCAGGGGUUUAAUUCCCAGGGGAAUUUCCGACCGUCUCCUGCCUGCCUACGGCGAAACUCCAUUCACGAAGAACUACUCACAGACCACUGAGGCUCUUGGCACACCGGUCUCUGGCCAGCAGGAUAGGAUGCAGCAGGUUCAGCACACGGUUCAGACGCAUGGAUAUGGGCUGGCCAGAAAGCACACGUAUGACUGGGUCGUUCUUAUUCUCCUAGCUGCUGUCGUGGUCGUCCUGCAUUAUGCUCCCCCGUUUAACCGGUUCGUCGGGAAGGAUAUAAUGACUGAUAUUAGGUACCCGGUGAAACAGAGUACUGUGCCUGCAUGGGCUGUCCCUGUGAUCUCUAUGCUGUGUCCUGUGCUUGUCUUCAUAGCACUGUAUGUUGCUAGAAGAGAUGUCUAUGAUCUUCACCACGCAACGCUAGGUGUUAUUUUUGCUGUGAUGAUCACUGCCGCUUUCACUGAUGUGAUAAAGAAUGCAGUAGGGAGACCAAGGCCAGACUUCUUUUGGCGGUGUUUUCCUGAUGGAAGGCAGGUAUAUGAUCAAGUGACUGGUGGUGUGAUUUGCCAUGGCAAGAAAGGUUUCUUAACCGAUGGGCGCAAGAGUUUUCCUAGUGGACACACGUCGUGGUCUUUUGCUGGAUUUGGGUUUUUGUCACUAUACUUAUCUGGCAAAAUUCAGGCAUUUGAUCGCAAAGGUCACGUGGCAAAGCUUUGCAUCGUGAUUCUUCCUCUACUUCUCGCUUCACUUGUUGGGAUUUCUAGAAUAGACAACUAUCGACACCACUGGGAGGACGUGUUUGUCGGUGGCCUGAUUGGAUAUAUCGUGGCAGUGCUGUGCUAUUUGCACUUCUUUCCUCCUCCAUAUCACCAUCAAGGCUGGGGGCCCUAUGCAUACUUCCACAUGCUGGAGGAGCUUGAGGCGGCCAAUUCAAAUAAUGCACAAAACCAACAGCCUGCAGGUGAGCAUCAUAUCGGAUUGACCGGCCAACACCAUAACGGGAGAUCAAGAAAUGAUUUGGAAUCUGGAACUGUGUAACUCACCCCUCCGUGUAGCGUACCUUCUACAGUAAGCAUGCUUAAUUUUUUUUAAUGUGUGCACUCAGCAAGUAUUAGGAGUUUAGAACUAGAUAUGUGCUAUCUCCACCUCAUGUUUAUGCCCGUUCAUCUUGUGUACAAAUAUCGCCCGCUCAGUUUAUUCUGACCUAGUUGUUCUAGGACCACCUGUUGUAUCUAAAUCAUGUGUUAACGUCGUAGUGGCUGGUGGAA
Hordeum vulgare subsp. vulgare (domesticated barley) is the source of this 1419-nucleotide messenger RNA. Its product is annotated as putative lipid phosphate phosphatase 3, chloroplastic. The record is from RefSeq and is a predicted model, not a curated record. Gene Ontology annotation, molecular function: phosphatidate phosphatase activity. Gene Ontology annotation, biological process: phospholipid metabolic process. The transcript has 8 exons. Bases 281 to 1189 code for a protein of 302 amino acids. Lineage: Eukaryota; Viridiplantae; Streptophyta; Magnoliopsida; Poales; Poaceae.